AUGCCCUCCGAGACUGAGCCUCUCUUGGGCAAUCAACACCCUCGCCAACCCUCGGUCGGGUUGCAGGGACUGUCGCGCUAUUUCCGCGAUGAGCUCGAUCCCCGGCGAGGGGACCUGCUGCUCCUCUUUUGCUAUAUCAUUACAGGUCUCCUUGACAGCUCGGCCGUGUUUAUCUGGGGCUCUUUCGUGAGCAUGCAGACCGGGAACACGGUGUACUUUGGUCUUGGUUUGGUCGGAACCGACGAUGACCGAUGGAUCAAAUCGGGAGUCUCGAUUGCAGGCUUUUGCCUGGGAUCUCUUUGUUUCGCAGCCUUCCAUCGGACUUUCUCUGCGCGGCAACGUUGGGUCCUUUGCACAUCCUUCCUGGCCCAAUUGGCUUGUAUCGCAGCCGCGGCCACCAUUGUGACACUCUCUAGCCCAUCUCGGGAUGCUCCAUUGAGCUGGCUAGUAUUGGUUCCCCUGGCGUUAGUCGCAUUCCAGAGCAGUGGCCAGGCGGUGGCCAGUCGCGUGCUCAAGUACAACGGCCUGACCAGUGUGGUUCUAACCAGUGUCUAUUGUGACUUGUUCUCUCACCCCGAUUUCCUGUCCCCCAAAGUCAUUGGAAAUGCCGAAGAGAUGCGUCGCACGGGAGCCGUGAUCUGUCUCUUAUGUGGAGUUAUCCUAGGAGGGCUGUGGGCCCACAGCUCAGUAGGCAUGAUGGGGGCGCUAUGGACUGCGGCAGCUUUGAAAACAGCAAUUGUGAUCGCAUGGCUGUUUUGGAAAAAGGAGGGACGUUUAGAAAGUUCAUGA
Messenger RNA from Penicillium daleae, 789 nucleotides. Its product is annotated as YoaK family protein. The record is from RefSeq and is a predicted model, not a curated record. The transcript has a single exon. Bases 1 to 789 code for a protein of 262 amino acids. Lineage: Eukaryota; Fungi; Ascomycota; Eurotiomycetes; Eurotiales; Aspergillaceae.